GUAAAUAUCGGCCUUCCUACAAGCUGAAACUUGAGUUAAGGAACUUUACACGAACUUAGACGUUCUUUUCCAACCAUGGCUCCCAAAAAGAAGUCCACCAAAAAGGAGUCCAAGAAGGAUGCGGUGCAAACGGGCGACAUCGAGGGCGCCUCCGUGGAGGAGCUCAACCAGAAAAUUGGCACGCUGGAGAAGGAGAAGAAUAAAGAGGAGGAAUACCGCAACUACAUGCAGUUAGAGCGAGACAAGAUCAAUGCUUUCUGGGAGAUUACAAAGAAGGACCUGGAGGACCGCCGGGCGGAGCUGCGGAACAAGGACCGUGAGAUGGAAGAGAUGGAGGAGCGGCACCAAGUGGAAAUCAAGGUUUACAAGCAAAAAGUAAAGCACUUGCUUUACGAGCACCAAAACAACAUCACCACCCUCAAAGCGGACGGUGAGCUGGCGCUGAAGCUGCAGCAGGACGAGUACCGCAAGCGGGAAGGCGACCUGGCUAAGGACAAGCGGAACCUGAAGCUGGAGCUUAAAGAACAGGAGCUGGCGCACCAGGACAUCAUCCGGCAGCUCAAAUUGGAGCACGCCAAGGAGAUCACCAAGCUGCGGCAGGAGUUCGAGCUGCAGGCUCGCGAGCUGCAGCAAAAGUACGAGAAGAAGAUGAAGAUGCUGCGUGACGACAUGGAGCUGCGUCGCAAGCAGGAGAUCCAUGAGAUCGAGGAGCGCAAGAACACGCACAUCAACGAGCUGAUGAAGAAGCACGAGCGCGCGUUUGCGGAGAUCAAGAACUACUACAAUGACAUCACGCACAACAACCUGGACCUCAUCAAGACGCUCAAGGAGGACGUGGCUGAGAUGAAGAAGCGCGAGGCGCAGAACGAGAAGCUCAUGUACGAGAUCGCGCAGGACAACAAGCGCCUGUCCGAGCCGCUCACCAAGGCGCUGAAGGAGGUGGAGCUGCUGCGGCAGCAGCUGGCCAACUACGACAAGGACCGGCUGUCGCUCAGCCAGACCAAGGCGCGGCUGCUCAACGCGGAGAGGCAGAUCAAGAACCUGGAGUGGGAGAACGAGGUCCUCUCCCAGCGCUUCACCAAGGUGCAGGGCGAGCGCGACGAACUGUACUCCAAGUUUGAGGCGUCCAUCUUCGACGUGCAGCAGAAGACGGGGCUCAAGAGCGCGCUACUGGAGAAGAAGAUCGAGGCCCUGGGUGAGGCCCUGGAGAUGAAGGAGGCGCAGCUGGCGGAGGUGCUCACCGCCGCCAACCUGGAUCCGGGCACCCUGGCAGCGAUCAACCAGCGACUGGAGGAGGUGCUGGACAACAAAAACCAGAUCAUCAAGGCGCUGCAGUACGACGUGGCCAAGGUAUCCAAGGCGCACAACGACCUCAUCCGCGUCUACGAGGCCAAGCUCACGGAGUUUGGUAUCCCGGUGGACGAGCUGGGCUUCCGACCGCUGGUCACCAACACAAGCACUGGGCCCGCGGGGCUGGUGGUGGGGGCGUGAGACACGGUGCGUUGCAGCAGGAGGAGGAGGGGCAGGUGGGUGGCUACAGUGGGACCUCACCGCCGUCGCCGCAGCAGCAGCAGCUGCAGCUGCUAGUUGCGGCAUGCUGUUAGCCGUGUGAGGAGUCGUGGGGCUUUGGAAGCGUGCACUUGCAGGUAGAAAGGGGCGGAGCCGCUGCGGGUGUUUCAGCAGCGGCCAGGAAGGAGCUGGACCAGGAAGGAGACAUUGCGGACGCCUGCAGGGGCAGAUGGUGUGGGUUGGCGGUUGUCGUAUUUUCCGAGGAAGGGUUUGUAUGCAAGCGCCGUAGGAGGAGGAGCGAAGCAGCGUGGGAUCGGGGUACUGGAUUGGCCAGUGGAAUGCAGGAAGGCUGGUGCUUGGGUGAUGGACGUUAUGCGGGCGAGAGCGGUGGCAGCUUGCAUGCGGUUAGGGGUAGGAUGGCUGUAACGAGGGCAGCGGGGGGCGGGGUAUAAGGGGAAACGGUUGGGUAGUUGGGAGGUGCCUUGGAAAGGGCAACACUAAAUACGAUUACGUCAAUUUACCUUAAGGACACGUGGCACUGCGAAUGCUGGUACGUACAUAGUGACUGCUUAUUGUAGGAGCUUGGACAGCGGUAUUGCGAUUUUACCUGGUGACAAAUGACGAGCCACAUGGGUGAAGAGGAAACGACUAACAUAGGGGUUGCCGGGUAGGCUUAUUAUGUUCUGAGUUUUGUGUGUGCAAUGCAUGUGCCAUUAGGUAGGCUGUUUGUAGAUAGGUGGUGUCCAUAGGAACGUGAAUUGGUAUGCAUGAACAAACGCAAUAGUGCCUUCGUCGCUCCUUGGCGCAGCAUGCUGCUGUAUGUGCUGGCAAGGGCACACCCUGCGGGCGCCAGUCCUGGCUGGUGUCUGUCGAACGAACGUUACUCCGCACGGUCUUGUAUACGUGCAGGGGCUCUGCUGCCUCCUGCCUGUCUGCCUUUAGACCCGGGAAGCCGUUACAGGACCCGGCGCAGCAGGAGCAACUCACUCAGGAAUCAAAGCUGUGUAAGGCUUACCAGGUCUACAA
This is a messenger RNA of Astrephomene gubernaculifera, 2535 nucleotides long. The record is from the annotation of a GenBank genome assembly. NCBI's taxonomy places the organism in Eukaryota, Viridiplantae, Chlorophyta, Chlorophyceae, Chlamydomonadales, Astrephomenaceae.